AUCACAUUUUGCAUCAAAUCAUCUACUGGCCUGGUCUGACCAAUUACUGUUGUCAGAAUCCCAUCUAUUUUCAGGCUGGUCUCAACAAGUCUGUGGCCGCCUCUCCAUGAUUCAACAUCUGCAGGCAACUCCGUGCUAAAUCUCUCAAGCGCAAGGCAGCCUCAUCGGCCAUUUCCAAGAGAAGGCUGUGUACAUUCCACACACCUUCUUCACAUGAUUCUUUUUGAUCUUCGUUUUUGCAUGAGCGUUUGAUAUCUAUGUCCACGACCUGACACCAUCACCCGCAUCGAUGGCGUCCACACCGACUCUGAAUCACACAGACCACUGCGCUGAACUUCCCAAUGAGAUCCUGCUGCUCAUCUUACAGAAUUGUCCACGCUCUACUUUGAAAAAUGUCCGCCUAGCAACCAAGACACUCGAACAGUUGGCCACCCCGGUACUCUGGAGCAAGGUUGUCUUGAUCCCGAAUCUAAAUUGCAUUCAUGGAUUCGUAGAGGCACUCGAAGGAUCCCCGGUCCUUGUUCACAUCACCAAGCUCGUCUACGAUGCCCGAUUCGCGAAAUUCUUUGAGCGGGUCAAGGCCGAAAUCCCACAUGUACCCUUCGUGGACACUACCAGCAGAGAACAUUCCCUCGAUGUGGCAACUCAAGGUCGAUUCCAGCCUCAAGAGGACAUGGGGGUUGAAGUCUCAAUGCUGGCCAAGGCACUACGCUUGUUGCCAAAUUUGCGAGCACUUAGAGUACGAGAGAUUGAAGGCCUCCGCCAUCCCGGCCCUUCCUCUCCCCUUGCCACCUUCAAGAUCCCCUACUACUACCAAAAGAUGUGCAAGAAGUACAGGGUUAUCUUGGAUGCGUCUAAAUAUUCUUCAAUGAGCGGCACUCCAGGCAGGUCGUAUACAAAGGGCAUUCUGACCGCAGCUUAUUCCUCCAACACUCGUCUACACAGCCUGAAGACGAUGAACAUCGACGGUCGCGGCAUGUUCGGACUCGUGGCACCCAGGCCGACCGGCGCAAACCCCCAACUCCGACUCCUUCGAGACGUAUUGCAAGAUCUUCAAGAACUCGAGCUUGGCUUCCAGAAAGAUUCACUAGUCUCAAUGGCGAACAACAUUGAGGCCAUUUCAUUCCUCCUGAAGGCUGCUCGGAAGCUGAAGCGGCUCAGACUGCGCAUGUCAGAUUGCACUUUGACGCGGUGCCAAUUCGUGGCCGACGAGUUCCCCUCCGAUCUUGCAACGCUCCUGGAGACGCCCGCGGCAGGCUGGAUACACCGUCCCCUCGUGCCGAGACUGGAGACGUUGACGCUGGAUGGGUGUGUAUGUCACGACCAGGACCUGCUGCACUUGCUCAAGCUACACAGCGCGACGCUGCGCCACCUCAAACUCUCCCACAUCGCUCUCCUGGGCGUGGGCGCCCGUCGCAAAUGCUGGGUCAACCUCAUCAAGCGCUUCAAGACGGACCUCAAGCUCACCUCCAUCUCGUUCAGCGGCUCGUUCAACAAUGGCGGUCGGCAACAGUGGUUCGUCGCCACUGAUAGCGUCGACCCUAACCGUCUCAAGGCACGCGUUGAGAGGUACGUCGUCGACAAGCGGGUCCGGGAAUGCCCACUGGAGCGCGUGGCCAUCAAACCGGACCAGGCCGACGUCGACAAGCCCGUCAACGGUGAAGAGUGGGAGGGCGACUUGACCUGGACCAUGGUCUACAAUAGCCGUUUCUCCAACCAAGUCGUCUGGGAACUCGCACAACCGUCAUUUGGAAUUUCGUCGUCCAUGAACACUUCCAACCCAUCGUCCGUGGCGGCCGAGGACGAUUCGUUGGCGACGGAUUCCGCUGCCGACGACGACUACAGCUGGUCCGACGGUUGGUACGUCCCUCAUGAUAACAACACCGUGGUUUUGUGCACGAAGAAGAAGCCGCCCAAAGGUCCAGGACUAGUAAUAUCGGAACCUGACAUUUUCAAGACCAUGGUGGAUCUGGUGACAUUCAAGUCCCCGUCACAGUCGUCCUACUCUUCUUCUCAGACGACAACUUCGUCGUGGUACAGUUCGGGUGCAUAGGUACCGAUUUACACACACACAAUUUACUGUGGAAUGGCAGCAUUGGGUUCGGGCACACGGUCAGUAUUUUGUCAGCGGCAUGGCUUGGUGGUAAUGAAGGGCUUUUUAUGGCUUGAAGUCGCAUGGGUGCGGCACUGGGCACGCUUCUUACCAUGGAGGCGUGCAUCGGGAUCCUUUCGAAUCCAAGUGGGAGAAAUGGGAUCUCAAUAGGGCGCAAUCACAGGGAUGGAUGAUACAAAAGAUCCAGGAAUUGACGAUUGUAUGAAUUGGACGACAAAUUGGCAAAAGGACAUGAUUAUGAUGAUGACCAUGUUUUUGGGGGGAACCGGCACUGUGCUCAAUAUGAUUUUCAUAGGUGGUGAUGGCGUAUACAGAUGCUCUGGACUUUGCUCUUUCGCUUUCAAAAAUCUUUCUUUCCG
This is a messenger RNA of Exophiala oligosperma, 2472 nucleotides long. RefSeq lists its product as uncharacterized. The coding region runs from base 290 to 2053 and encodes 587 amino acids. The transcript has a single exon. Gene Ontology annotation, molecular function: protein binding. Lineage: Eukaryota; Fungi; Ascomycota; Eurotiomycetes; Chaetothyriales; Herpotrichiellaceae. The record is from RefSeq and is a predicted model, not a curated record.